This is a messenger RNA of Closterium sp. Naga37s-1, 6399 nucleotides long. Lineage: Eukaryota; Viridiplantae; Streptophyta; Zygnematophyceae; Desmidiales; Closteriaceae. The record is from the annotation of a GenBank genome assembly.
AUGAUUCAUUCUCUCGAUAGGCCCUCGUUCUUUCUCUCUCGUGCCCUAUGCGUCCUUACCCUCCCCACCUUCGUCCCGCCCCCUCACCCGUUUCCCCUCACCCGUUUCCCCUCACCCGUUUCCCCUCACCCGUUUCGCCUCCCCCGUUGCUCCGCACCCAUUGCCCCCAUCUCGUGCGCGCAGCGCGCCAUGCGGUGUACGGGGGAGUGCCGCGCCACCCCGUCGGCAUUGACGUCGGAGGGCGAUCGUCCGCCUCCUUCUCCCCCCUCCCGCCCCCCCACUCGCGCGGGCCCCCCGUUCCGCGCAACCACAGCGCAGACCGCCCUCCGCCGUCUCUCUUCGCGUCGCCACACGCCACCCCUCCGCGACCCCCGCAGAUCUCCAAGUCGCUCUCGCAGGGCGCCUCCUCCUCCGCGCUCCAGCAUACUCCCGCCUCCUCCUCUCCCCGCGCGCCCGCGGCCUCCUCUUCCCCGCGCACCUCCCUUUCCGCCGACCCCUCAUCCCUGUCCUUCCGCCCGCGCGCCCUCUCCGCCUCCUUUGCUGGGCGCGGCGGGGCGGGCGCGCGGGCAACGCUGUUUGGGCACGAGAUGGCGGAGUGGGGGGACGAGGGCGCGGAGGAGGAAGAGCCUGGGGAGGCAGGCGCAGGGGCAUGGGCGGGGGAGGGAAAGGGCGGAGGGGGCGGAGCCAGGGGAGGGCGGAUUCGGUGGUCAGGCGGACACGCCUUACCGCAGGGGCGGGGGGGAGGAGCUCAGUGGCGGAGGGGCGCAGGCAUGGGCGCAGGCUGGCGGGCGGGAGGAGGAGGGCAGUGGGGAGUGGGGGCAGGGCGAGGGGGGCGAGGGGGGUGCGCCAGUGACAACAGGCAGCAGCCCCCCUAACCCCUCCGCCGCCUUUGGCCGCCAGUCCACCCUCCCCCCCCGCCUGCCCCGCCACGCCAGCCCCCUCCAGACGCCCUCCCCGCGCUCCUCCGCCCGAGCAGGCGCGGCGAGGCGGAGGGCGCUGGGUUCUGGCAUGUGGGCGGGGGCAGGGGGGAGCGGGAGGUGGGCGCAGGGGGAGGGGAGCGGCGAGAGGGAAAGGGAGGAAAGGGGGGAGGAGGGGGAGGAGGCGGAAGAAGGGGGGGCGGUGGUGUGGCCGAAGGGGUGGGCGGAGAUAGAUGCAGCAUGGUCGGAGGGGGAUAUGGGGGGAAGCAUGGGGGGGAGCAUGGGCGGAAGCAUGGGGGGGGACAUGGACGGGGGAGUGGCAUGCACCCAGAGCAUGGAUGGCGGCGCAGCACAGCUGGCCAGUGCGGGGUCGGCCGUGGGGGCGGGGCAAGGGGGCGCGGGGGAGGGCGAGGGAGAGAGCAGUGAGGGCGAGGAGGGCGGCAUGGCGGAGGCGUUCACUCGCCAGUACACCGCCCCGCCCCGCUGCUCCGCUGCCUCUCAAGGCGACGGUCGCGGUGGGGAGGUUGAACCCCAGGGGCUGAGAGGGGCGGGGGGGAAUGACUGGGACCAGCCUGCUGACCUGGACCGCCAGGGCAGCUUGCCUGCCACGUCAGCAGGCGAGGGCGACGAGAAGGCCAAGGAGGGGAGGGAGGGGGAGGGAGGGCGCUCGGGCAGCACUGACUCGCGGCGCUCCCCCACGGGUGGGAUGGGGCGAGGGGGCAUGCAGGCGGGCGAGGAGGGGGGCGUGGCGGACAGUGAGGCAGCGGGGCCGUUCCGAUCGCACACGAGUGGACGCAUGGGCAGUGGCACGGGCGGGAGUCCUGAGGGAGCCACAUGUGAUGAUGAGAGCGGCAGUGGCAGCGGCAGGGCCCCAACGCGGCAUGCGUCCAUGGCUUUCCACUUCUCGCCCGCUGUGCUGGCCCCCUCCACGCGCUCGCCCCGCUCCUCCUCCUUCCACCGCUCGCUCUCCGUUCCCCGCCGCCUGGCUGCUGGGGCAGGCGGCGCAGGAGGGGAAAACGGGGCGGGGUGUAAUGGUGCCGAGGGGGACGAGAGCGAAGGGGGUGUGUGUCCAGGAGAGGGUGAGCAAGUGGAUACAGCAGCAGGUGAGCAAGUGGAUACAGCAGCAGGUGCGCCACUCUCCCCCUCACCACUGUCCCCCUCGCCGAUCUCCCGUUCGCCGCUCUCCCCUGCAGUGUCCUCCAGUCGCCACAUAGCUCGCAGCUUUCAGAGUGCGAGGGAAGUGCGAGGCGGGGCGGGCAUGGUGGGCACUCAAGCCACGGGCAGCGCUCCGGGGUCACCCAUGCGGGGGGCAGCAGCCCUGCAGGCUGCACGCAUGGCAUCAGUGGCACGCGAUGCAGCGACGGUUGGGGAUGCAGGGGCGGAAGAGGCGAGGGGCAGUGGCCGGGCGGAGGAUGGAGCAGCAACGGGGCGUGAGGAAUCGGAGAGAGGCGAGGGCAUUCAAGCAGGAGCAGCUGAUGGCAGCCCACCAGGUGGUGAGAGUGUGCCGAAUGGAGAGAGCAGGGAGGGUGGAGGGGCGGGGGCGGAGGCAGAGGGGGAGGAGGGGCCAGCGAAGGUGAAGGUGACGCGGCGGCAGUACAUGGAGAUGAAACGCGCUGCCCAGGCUGCCGUUGCUGCCCAGGCCGCUUCCCAGGCUGCUGCUGCUGCUGCAACAGCAGGUGGCAGCAGUGGAGCGCAACCCGCCCCUGCCAUGCCCGCCACCCCGCGGUCGCGCUUCGCUGACGCCCUGCAGAGCCCGCGCCUGCUGCCUGAGUGGCAUGGUGGGCGGGGCAUGGGCGCGGGUAGAGGGGCGGGCAGCGUGCUGGAGAGGCGCAAAUCGGGCCUGAGAGGCAAGGCGGCGAGAGACGCCGCCACUGUUGCUGCUGAAAGGGCUUCUAGUGAAGGCGGUGCUGUGGGUAGUGGCGUGCAGGGUGGAGGGGAGGGCAGCCGAGGUGGAGAGGUGGAGGGUAGUGGUGCUGUGAGGCAGGCAGGGAGCAUGGGAGAUGCAGGGGCAGACGGCGAGGUGGGGGGAGUUGAGGAAAGUGAGGGGGAGGUGGUGAAGGAGGCAAGGGAGGGCGGUGGAGCAGUGAGUGGUGACUUGCCAUGCCUGCCGCCGCCUGACGCCCCUCAAGUCGUGCAGAGCAGAGCACCUCAUCUUGCCCUUUCGCCUCCGCCUCUUCCGCCCACCCCGCUUCUACAGAGUACCUCUAGGGCACCUCAUCUUUUGAAUAGGCCUCCAUCCGUCCCCUCCCCUCCGCCUCCCCCUCCGCCUCCCCCUCCGCCUCCCCCUCCGCCCCAAUCAGUGUCCGCACUGCGCUCAAGCCCUCGCCGUGCCGCCCAUGCCGCGGCGGCGCAAGCAGGGAGGCGUGCAGAAGCUGCGGUGCGGCGGCUGCCAGCAGAUCUCCACCUUCGCCGCCCCGCCCCUCCCCUCGCACUCUCAACCCUACCAGCCGCCCUUCGCCCCCGCCCACCCCCCCUCCUCACCGUCAGCGUCCCUCAGCCCAUCCCCCCCGCCACCCCCUCGCCUCCCCCUACCGCUCCCUCUCCUCCCCCCUCGCGCGCCUCCCCCUCGCAAUCCCGUCCAGCCCCCACGGCCACCCCGGGCGUGGGAAGCAGGCGGGGGGAUGUGACACGAGACCUGUCGCCCCUCAGCGUGCCCUCGCCCCGCCUCGCCCGCGCACGAGGCAACCCCGCCCCCUCGCCCCUCAAGGGGCACUCAGGGGCGCGGGGGGCAGGCAGGGCGCUCAAUGGCGUGGUGGGGGCGGGGGGAGGAGGAGAGGGGCGGCUGCGGGGAGGUAUGAGCAGUGGUGGGCAGGAGGGAGACAGAGAGGAGGGGGAUGGGGCUGGGGAUGUGGGGGGGCGUGUGAGUGGCAGGGGGGACGAGGGCGAGUGGGGUGGGGCAGGGUGUGGGGCGGAAGGGUGGGAGGGGCAGACGGGUGGAGAGGGGCAGGAGACAGAGGGGGAGGGGGAGGGGUGGGUGGGGGAAAGCAAUGGGAGCGAGUGGAGUGGGGGGGCGAGCACGGAGUGGAGUGGGGGAGGGGGAAGUGUGCAGUGGAGUGGUGACAGCGGCAGCGAGUGGGCGGGGGAGCGGGGGCGGGGCGAGGGAGGGCGAGACCUUGCCCCACUUGUCCUGCUCUACUCCCCUGCACCCCUCCGCAGGCUUUCCUUCGCGGCGUUUGCGGCACUUAUCCGCGCCGACCAGCAGGACGUCCGCGCUGACCUGCGGGACGAACGCGCUGACCUGCGGGAAGAACGCGCUGACCUGCGGGACGAACGCGCUGACCUGCGGGACGAACGCGCUGACCUGCGGGACGAAUGCGCGGACCUGCGGGAGGAACGCGCUGACCUGCGGGACGAAUGCGUCGACUGUCAAUCUCGCUCCCGAGGGCAUUUCGCCCGGCCAUCCAGCCCUCUCCUCUCCCCUCGCCUUCUCCUCCUGAGGGCCUUGCAGCCCUCUCCUCUCCCCUCGCCUCCUCCUCCUCAGGGCAUUCCAGCCCUCCUCCCCCCUCGCUUCUGCCUCCUCAGGGCAUUCCAGCCCUCCUCCCCCCUCGCUUCCGCCUCCUCAGGGCAUUCCAGCCCUCCUCCCCCCUCGCUUCCUCCUCCUCAGGGCAUUCCAGCCCUCCUCCCCCCUCGCUUCCGCCUCGUCAGGGCAUUCCAGCCCUCCUCCCCCCUCGCUUCGUCCUCCUCAGGGCAUUCCAGCCCUCCUCCCCCCUCGCUUCCUCCUCCUCAGGGCAUUUCAGCCCUCCUCCCCCCUCGCUUCCGCCUCGUCAGGGCAUUCCAGCCCUCCUCCCCCCCUCGCUUCCUCCUCGUCAGGGCAUUCCAGCCCUCCUCCCCCCUCGCUUCCUCCUCCUCAGGGUAUUCCAGCCCUCCUCCCCCUCGCUUCAUCCUCCUCAGGGCAUUCCAGCCCUCCUCCCCCCUCGCUUCCUCCUCCUCAGGGUAUUCCAGCCCUCCUCCCCCUCGCUUCAUCCUCCUCAGGGCAUUCCAGCCCUCCUCCCCCCUCGCUUCCUCCUCCUCAGGGCAUUCCAGCCCUCCUCCCCCCUCGCUUCCUCCUCCUCAGGGCAUUCCAGCCCUCCUCCCCCCUCGCUUCCGCCUCGUCAGGGCAUUCCAGCCCUCCUCCCCCCUCGCUUCCUCCUCCUCAGGGCAUUCCAGCCCUCCUCCCCCCUCGCUUCAUCCUCCUCAGGGCAUUCCAGCCCUCCUCCCCCCUCGCUUCCGCCUCGUCAGGGCAUUCCAGCCCUCCUCCCCCCUCGCUUCCUCCGCCUCGUCAGGGCAUUCCAGCCCUCCUCCCCCCUCGCUUCCACCUCCUCAGGGCAUUCCAGCCCUCCUCCCCCUUCGCUUCCUCCUCCUCAGGGCAUUCCAGCCCUCCUCCCCCCUCACUUCCGCCUCGUCAGGGCAUUCCAGCCCUCCUCCCCCCCUCGCUUCCUCCUUGUCAGGGCAUUCCAGCCGUCCUCCCCCCUCGCUUCCUCCUCCUCAAGGCAUUCCAGCCCUCCUCCCCCCUCGCUUCCUCCUCCUCAGGGCAUUCCAGCCCUCCUCCCCCUCGCUUCCUCCUCCUCAGGGCAUUCCAGCCCUCCUCCCCCCUCGCUUCCUCCUCCUCAGGGCAUUCCAGCCCUCCUCCCCCCUCGCUUCCUCCUCCUCAGGGCAUUCCAGCCCUCCUCCCCCCUCGCUUCCGCCUCGUCAGGGCAUUCCAGCCCUCCUCCCCCCUCGCUUCCGCCUCGUCAGGGCAUUCCAGCCCUCCUCCCCCCUCGCUUCCUCCUCCUCAGGGCAUUCCAGCCCUCCUCCCCCCUCGCUUCCUCCUCCUCGGGGCAUUCCAGCCCUCCUCCCCCCUCGCUUCCUCCUCCUCAGGGCAUUCCAGCCCUCCUCCCUCCUCGCUUCAUCCUCCUCAGGGCAUUCCAGCCCCCUCCCCCUCGCUUCCUCCUCCUCCGGGCAUUCCAGCCCUCCUCCCUCCUCGCUUCCUCCUCCUCCGGACAUUCCAGCCCUCCUCUCCCCUCGCUUCCUCCUCCUCGGGACACUUCAGCCCUCCUCCCCUCUCACCGCCGAUGCGUUGCUCGGCUACCCCGCGAACAUACCGCAGCUGAGGGAGCCAAUGAGGCGGGACUGUGCAGGGGGGCGCACGCGCGUGCUGGUGAACGGGCGCGAGCUGUGCCAGCGGGACCUGGCGCCACUCACACGGCGGGGCAUGCCGGGGGCAGCGCAGCGGCAGUACACUCUGGACGCCUCGGGGCAGCUUCGUGAUGCCGCCUCCUCCGCCCUCGUCUCCCACCUUGGCCACCUCGCCCCCUCGUAUGCCUCUUCCUGCUGCCUCCUAUGCCCCUGCUGGCUCUGUCCUAUGCCCCUGCCUGCUCUGUUGUAUGCCUCCCCCCUUGCUCCCUCGUGUGCCCCUCUCCCUCCUUGCUCCCUCGUGUGCCCCCCUCCCUCCUUGCUCCCUCGUUCGUAUGGCCACCUCAUAUUAUCACCUCGUAUGGCCACCUCAUAUUAUCACCUCGUAUGA